Molecule: messenger RNA, 645 nt
Organism: Chlorella variabilis
Lineage: Eukaryota; Viridiplantae; Chlorophyta; Trebouxiophyceae; Chlorellales; Chlorellaceae
Product: expressed protein
Exons: 2
Coding region: 1-645 (214 amino acids)
Source: RefSeq, a predicted model, not a curated record
AUGGCCUCACAGCCAGCACCUAGCGAUGGGGGGCAGCUGGAGUGCGGAGAGAAGUGCGAGGUGGCCAUCUCCAUAGCCGUGGUGGCGGAGCUGCGGCGCCUGCCCUCCGCCCGCGCCUUCCCUGCUAAGCGCCACCGUGGCUUCGGCUUUGUCUCGGGCGGCGCUGGUACCCUCCCCGCCUGCGGCUGCAGCAAGCUCGCCGCGCAGGCGGCUCUAGACCCCACCGCCUUCCUGCUGGCCGAGGCGGCCAGCCAGCUGUCGCACCUGGUCAAGCAGCACGUGCAGCGGCGCAUGCUGCGCACGGGGCGGCGCCCUGGGGGCGCCUCGCGCCUCGCCGACGACAGCGACACCAGCGGCAGCAGCUCGGAUGAGGACGUCACGGAGGCGGCGCCGCGGCGGCGGCUCCUGCUGGGCGACGAACCCAGCCAGCUGUGCAGCAGCAUGGGCGCCGCCGACAGCACCAGCGUCGCCUCCACCUCUGUCGGCGGCGGCGCCGGCAGCACCAGCCUGCCCGACAGCGGGCAGGUGUCGCUGGGCGCCAAGCGCGUGCGCAUGCAGCGCCAGUACGCAAUCGACCUGGCGGGGCAGUGCCUGCUGGGCGGGGAGCGCCUGCCGCUGCCGCCGCCGCCCGGACCGGCCAACUAG